GCGUCUUGCGAUCGCCCUCUUGUGCGCGAACGCGUCGAAUUUGCAAGUCUACCAUCCUCAGUCUCUUUCACCACGCGAAAUUAGAUCGAAUUUGCACCUGAGUGCAGACUAAGACUCUAUUUCACGCUUCUCUCGGAUCCAAAAUGCGUCCACAAGCCGAAGAUGUCGAGGAUGACCUCGCAGCUGAGGAGGAGAACAAACUCAUCAACGAGGAAUAUAAGACUUGGAAGAAAAACGCGCCGUAUCUCUAUGAUAUAGUCAUCACCCACGCGCUGGACUGGCCCAGUCUUACGUGUCAAUGGUUCCCUGACACCGUAUCCUCCCCCGACAAACCCUACACAACGCAUCGGCUUUUACUGGGGACGCACACGUCAGGCCAGUCGCAAGACUACCUUCAAAUUGCUUCUGUCCAAAUUCCCAAACGUUCGGGUCCCGGUGCUGAGAAGCUGGAUCGCGCGGACUACGACGAUCAGCGGGGAGAACUUGGCGGGCACACCCUUCCUCCAACCCCACGCAUCCAGAUCAUCCAGAAGAUCAACCAUGAAGGAGAGGUCAACCGCGCGCGGUACAUGCCACAGAAUCCAGACCUGAUCGCGACCAAGGCGGUGACAGGCGAGGUGCUCGUGUUCGAUAGAACGAAGCAUGGAAGUGAGCCUGAACGCGGAGGUGUGUGCAAGCCGGAUAUACGACUGGUGGGACAAACCCGAGAAGGCUACGGACUGGCUUGGAACCCUGUGAAACAAGGGCAUGUUCUCGGCGCUUCAGAGGACACAACGGUUUGUCAUUGGGACGUUAACUCGUACACCAAAGCCAAGACCUCGAUUGAGCCCACAAACGUUUUCCGCGGUCAUACUUCUGUCGUUGGAGACGUGGACUGGCACCCCACCAAAGAGAAUGUAUUCGCCAGUGUCGGCGACGAUAAGAUGCUCAUGAUCUGGGACACACGGGCACCAACAGAUCCGUCCACCAAAAUCCAAGCCCACGACCGAGAGAUCCUGGCUGUGGCUUUUAAUCCGGCUGCCGACCAUCUACUCAUCACUGGCAGUGCCGACAAGACAAUCGCACUACACGACAUCCGCUCACCGGCCAAGAAACUGCACAUCUUCGAAGGUCACAUUGACGAGGUUCUGCACCUGGCAUGGUCACCCCACAAUCCCACCAUCUUCGCCUCUGCAUCGAGCGAUCGGAGAAUAAACAUCUGGGAUCUAUCCAUGAUUGGAGAGGAGCAGACACCGGACGAUCAAGAAGACGGUGCACCGGAGCUUCUGUUCGUUCAUGGAGGUCACACCUCGCGGCCCACCGACUUCUGUUGGGCACCUGGCGAGGCGGAUAACUGGACGGCCACCAGCACAUCGGAAGACAAUAUCGUCAUGGUUUGGCAGCCGACCAUGCGUGUCUGGGCGGGCGACGCGGUCAACAUCGACGAGAAGGAGCUUGAAGCAGACGCGAUGGAAGGCAUUGAGGUCACUGGACCCAGCGGGAAAGGGAAAGGAAAGAACGUCGAGACCGGGGGCAGCUUGAGCAGCCAGAGCAUGAGUGUCAGCGCGAGUAUCUCCGGGGAUGACUGA
This is a messenger RNA of Mycena citricolor, 1568 nucleotides long. NCBI's taxonomy places the organism in Eukaryota, Fungi, Basidiomycota, Agaricomycetes, Agaricales, Mycenaceae. The record is from the annotation of a GenBank genome assembly.